Messenger RNA from Oncorhynchus nerka (sockeye salmon), 4626 nucleotides. RefSeq names its product serine/threonine-protein kinase DCLK2-like. NCBI's taxonomy places the organism in Eukaryota, Metazoa, Chordata, Actinopteri, Salmoniformes, Salmonidae. The transcript has 13 exons. Gene Ontology annotation, biological process: protein phosphorylation; intracellular signal transduction. The coding region runs from base 1121 to 3181 and encodes 686 amino acids. Gene Ontology annotation, cellular component: microtubule cytoskeleton. Gene Ontology annotation, molecular function: protein kinase activity; ATP binding. The record is from RefSeq and is a predicted model, not a curated record.
CUCCUCCUUCUCCCCGGGAGCACGCGCUAGACGUUUGGGUCCUCUGCUCACCUGCUAGAGGAACUCGCUAUCCCCUCAUACUAGCACAGCACCGGGGAGAGAAUAGGACUGGGUUGUGAUAAUCACGCAGGACGCUCUUUGUCUCGCUCUCUCCGCAGCUACGCUGUCUCGCGCCUGUCGCAACCCUGCGGUUGGGCACCGAUCGCGCGUGUGCAGAACGUAGAAAUUGUCGCACGCCCGGAAUGAAAUUAAAACAUCGAUGGUUGGUUGGUGACGUUUCUGCUUCCUAAAUUUGGAUUAUUCGGGAUUCCUGGAUUCCUUUUUUUUAUAACACUCGCGAAUCCCAGGAAUAUCGAACCAGACGUGGCAGAGCGAGCCCAUAGCAACCGAUUCCCACCGUGAAGACACAUCCGCUGUUAAUCCACAGUCCAAGACAAAUCAAUGUCCUAGUAUUCAUCUAUUCUACUUAAACAUAUACUGUCUGACGGAGAACAAUGUCCUAGGCUACAACGGUUGAUUAUAGAAUUAACCUACAAUUUCUCCAUUUAGUCUACAAGGAAGUUGCCUGUCAUGUGGACGUGGGAUGCACUCUAGAGUAGUGUAUUGAUAGGUUAGAAAAUAGCCUACACCGUUUCUUCAGCAUCACGCUACAAUAGACCGGUCAGAUGAUGAUGAUGAUGAUGAUGAUGCUACAGUAAAAUGCCGGUGUGACGUUGCUGGAUCCCGUUUCUCUCUCUAUACGCACCUCAUCAUCACCGCCCAGCCCCAGCGGCGGACAGACAGACGGACAGACAGACCUUCGGAAGAGGGCUGGACCGCUAUUGGCUACAGUAAAACCGCCAACCGAACAUGCUCACGUAGCAGCAGCAGGAGCAGCAUCAGUGGGUUAACAAGGAACCGGUAAUCGCUAGGCUACAGACCAUGCCCGGUGUAACCUAUUAUAAGGGGAUGUUGACUGACUGACGAGUUGUGAUUAUCGUGAAUAGAUAAGACGGUUAGGCUGCUACCAGGAUCCCUUUUCAUUCUACCACAUGCUGAUGACGACAAUGGAAUAAAAGAUUCGGUAACCGGGAGAAAAUAACUGUGAAUCUGUGUGAAUCCAUAGUUAACGGUAACCGCGAUGUCUCUCAACAAGACUAUCGAGCUGGAACAUUUCGAUGAACGGGACAAGGCUCGCCGUAGCCGGUCCACUCGCUCCACUGGUGCUUCUACCGGCGGGGGAUCCGGUUCGAGAGGCAGCAGCCUGGUGCCAAGCCCCGCGCACAGCGCCAACUGCAGCUACUACCGCACGCGCACUCUGCAGACUCUCACCUCAGAGAAACGUGCCAAGAAGGUCAGGUUCUACCGGAAUGGGGACAGGUAUUUCAAGGGACUCGUGUAUGCGGUCUCUAACGACAGGUUCCGGUCAUAUGAUGCGCUGCUGAUGGAGCUGACCCGGUCCCUGGCGGACAACCUGCACCUGCCUCAGGGCGUGCGCGCCAUCUAUACGGUGGACGGGAUCAAGAAGAUCACUUCUAUGGAUGAACUGGCAGAGGGUGACUGUUACGUGUGUGCGUCCAACGAGCCCUAUCGUAAACUGGACUACACCAAGAUCAACAACCCAAACUGGAAGCCCGGUGUUACCGCUGGCACCUCUAGCGGUUCCCCUACUGCCCCUGGGACGCGGUCUGGGUCGGGCCCGGGCCCGGGUCCGGCAGGUCAACAGCUGGUCAGAGAGAGUAAUGACUUUAUAAAACCUAAGCUGGUCACGGUGAUUCGUAGUGGAGUGAAGCCUAGGAAAGCAGUCAGGAUUUUAUUGAACAAGAAGACGGCGCAUUCCUUCGACCAGGUUCUGGAGGAUAUCACCGAAGCCAUCAAACUGGACUCUGGUGCCGUCAAGAGGCUUUAUACACUGGACGGGAAACAGGUGACCAGCCUGCAGGACUUCUUCGGUGAUGAUGACGUGUUCAUGGCGUGUGGUCUGGAGAAGUUCCGUUACGCUCAGGACGACUACGCCAUCACACACAGCGGGAAGGCUGCCUCCGCGUUCGUCAACGACUCUAGGUUGAAAAUGUCUCGUUCCUCCACUCCUCUGAAGCCGUCGUCUCCCAAACCUUCCAGCGUGACCACGCCCAAAACCCCGCCCAAAACCCCGCCCAGAACCAAAUCACCUGGCCCAGCCACUGAGGGGACAGGAAUUCAGGUAGGUGUGGCUAAGUCGGCGAGGUCAUGCCCCUCUCCUACCAGCCCGGGGACCCGACGCAACCUCAAGAUUUCUCCUCAUCCUGCCUCGUCAAAUGUGAACGGAGCAGCGAACCAGACAGAUGAUCUGAGCCCUGAAGUGAAUGGGAACAGGUCAGUCUCCUCCUCCAUCAUCAGUGACAAGUACAAGGUGGGGAAGAUCAUAGGAGACGGGAACUUUGCAGUUGUUAAGGAUUGUGUGGAGAGGUCGACUGGACAGGAGUUUGCUCUGAAGAUUAUCGACAAAGCUCGUUGCUGUGGGAAGGAGCACCUGAUAGAGAACGAGGUUGCGGUCUUGAAGAGGGUCAGGCACCCCAGCAUUAUACAGCUGAUUGAGGUCGACGACACGCCCACAGAACUCUACCUGGUCAUGGAAUUGGUCAAGGGUGGAGAUCUGUUUGACGCCAUCACAUGUUCUACUAAGUACACAGAGAGAGAUGCCAGCGCCAUGGUCUUCAACCUGGCCGGGGCUAUUCAAUACCUACACCGUAUGGACAUAGUCCACAGAGACAUCAAGCCUGAAAACCUGCUGGUGUGUGAGUACCUGGAUGGGACCAAGUCGUUGAAGCUGGGGGAUUUUGGCCUGGCUACAGUCGUAGAGGGACCUCUGUAUACAGUCUGCGGGACACCCACAUAUGUGGCUCCAGAGAUCAUCGCUGAGACCCAAGAGGGUAUGCUGAUUGGUCAGAUGCUGCAGGUGAACGCGGACAUUCGUUAUUCAGCAGAGGAGGUUCUCUCACACCCCUGGGUUACGGACGAGGCCACUCUGGAGGGCAGAAACGUGAACACAGAGACGUUAUCGUCAGCUACGGUGACCCCUGACCUUCCAGUGACCCCUACAACCCCGACCUUUGCCCCUAUGACCCCGGCAGCACAGAGUAGCCCCGUCCACAACAACACUACUAAUCCCAACACUAAAUCUGUUACCUCUGCUGAGGACACAUCCCAUUUCAGCACCUAGGCCCUGGGAUGGGCAACUUUGAUGGGGGUGGGAGCCACCAACAAUCUGAACUCAUCAUGAGGGGCAGCGGUGGCUCGUGGGCGGAGUGAAGAUUUAGUAAUUUUAUAACUCAUUUCCUGCAAUUCUACACAUUUUGCCAUGUGGGUGGAGAGAAAUGUUUGCCGUUUUUAAUAUGAUAUCUGAAUGAGAGUGACAAACAAAAUCAAUGGGAGCCCAUGAUUACACCAUGAUUCCUACCAGUUCAGAUAGCUGGCUAGACUAAUGAACAUAAUUAGACCAUGAUUCCUACCAGUUCAGAUAGCUGGCUAGACUAAUUAACAUAAUUAGACCAUGAUUCCUACCAGUUCAGAUAGCUGGCUAGACUAAUUAACAUAAUUAGACCAUGAUUCCUACCAGUUCAGAUAGCUGGCUAGACUAAUUAACAUAAUUAGACCAUGAUUCCUGCCAGUUCAGAUAGCUGGCUAGACUAAUUAACAUAAUUAGACCAUGAUUCCUACCAGUUUAGAUAGCUGGCUAGACUAAUUAACAUAAUUACACCAUGAUCCCUACCAGUUCAGAUAGCUGGCUAAACUAAUUAACAUAAUUAGACCAAGUAACCAAUCUAAAAACAUGUAGCUGACAUGGGCCAAUCGGGUGACUGUCAGUGACUGACAUAACAAGAGAAAAAACUGCUGAUGCACAACCUGACUUCACCUUGUGUAUUCUACUAUUCUACCUAGCAACAGUAAGUUGUGAGCCCGACUGAGUUCCAAAAAAUUAAAUGGAUACGCGGGCUUAGAAAAGAGUUCCCUUCCCUGGGCUCUUCUCUUAUAGGCGAGAAGAGAGAGGACCAAACAGAGCCCUCGACCCUGCGCCCUGCCCUAUUGGGUGUGGAGAUCUGAGAGGAUUUGAUUGGCGUUAGCAAUAUGGUGAAACUUCCACCUCGCCUAUCAGAGGGCAAGGUGUAAGCUAUUAGCAUAUUGCUAACGCCUAUCAAAUCCAGAUCUCCACAAGUGCGUUGUGAGUCCAUUUAGGAUGUGGGCCAUUUUCCAUUUCAGUCCCUAGCUCCUUCUCCUAGCUGAGGAGACGAGAGCUGGAGAAGGGGUUGAUAGGACAGAAGUGUGGACUGUAUUAUACCAACAACCUCAGAUAAAAUACUGCACAGUACCCCUCCAAAACAUAUAUCUAUCUCUCUUUCUUUCUCUCUCCCGCUCUCUCUCCUAACUUUCUUUCUCUUUCUGGUCUCAGUCCUCUCUAACUCAUAUGUAGCUCAUCUUUCCCUCCCCUUUGGAGAUGUGGAGAAUGGAGUAUACUGUGGAGAAUAGAGUAUACUGUGGAGAAUAGAGUAUACUGUGGAUAAUAGAGUAUACUAUGGAGAAUAUAGUAUACUGUGGAGAAUAUAGUAUACUGUGGAGAAUAUAGUAUACUGUGGAGAAUAGAGUAUACUGUGGAGAAUAGAGUAUACU